Molecule: messenger RNA, 1476 nt
Organism: Linnemannia hyalina
Lineage: Eukaryota; Fungi; Mortierellomycota; Mortierellomycetes; Mortierellales; Mortierellaceae
Source: the annotation of a GenBank genome assembly
AUGCCGCUCUUCUUAAUUCAGUUUGCUCAGCAGCAUGAGGAGUUCCGCCUGCCUGAACUCGAGGCUUUGGCGACCAUCGAGAAUGUGCAGAUGACCUAUGAGCCCAGCGCCUACAGUCUGGAGUCACCCUUCUUGAUUGUCGAGAUCGAGUCCGCCGAGAAGGCUGCCUUGCUUUUGAACCGCGCCAUCCUCGUCAAGACUAUCAUUGAGUUGUGGGGUCAGGGAUCUUCAUGGGACGAACUGAUCGAGAGAGUCAAGGAGCACCCCGAGCGCUGGCCACAAUACUUGCAGACGUCGUUCAAGUUCUUGGUGGUGACAUUUGGAGGUACGAUCGAGAUGAAGGACAAGCCUGCGAUUAUCAACCGGUUCGCGUUCACGGGAUUCAUGGGCAAGAUCGAUCUCAAGAACCCCGAGGAGGAGUUCCAGCUCAUUGCCGAUUAUGGCAUUGAUCCUAAUGUCCAUGUUGCCCAUACCUUCUACAUGGGACGUUUGGUGGGGCAUGGAAAGCGCGAGUUGAUCGACAAGUUCAACGUCAAGAAGCGGAAAUACAUCGGCAACACCACCAUGGACGCAGAACUCUCCCUCAUCAUGGCCAACCAGGCCCUCUGCGGACCCGGAAAACUCGUCUACGACCCCUUUGUCGGCACAGGAAGUUUCCUCAUGACCUGUGCUCAUUUCGGAGCCAUGACGGUUGGAUCUGAUAUUGAUGGACGACAGAUCAGGGGAAAGGGCAAGGCCAGUAUUCAGUCGAACUGUGAACAGUAUGAUUUGAAGGGCCGAGUUUUGGAUGCCCUUGUGUUUGAUGUGUGUCAUGCGCCCUGGAGGCGGUUCAAGGGCGGACUCUUUGAUGCCAUUGUCACCGAUCCUCCAUAUGGCGUCCGUGCUGGUGCCAAGACCCUUGGACGCAAGGAUGUCACUAAACAGGCCACCGAGCCUCGCAUGGCCGUCAACGAAGGCGUUUUUGCCCACACACUGCCAGAUUAUGUGCCACCAACAAAGCCAUACGAGAUGUCAGAAGUAGUCGCUGACCUACUCAUGUUCGCCGUCAAGAACCUCACCCGCGGCGGCCGCCUCGUCUACUGGCUGCCCACUGUCACUGAAGACUACACCAUCGACGACCUCCCUACCCACCCAUGCAUGGAACUGGUCGCCAACUGUGAACAGGCAUUCGGUCAAUGGUCUCGUCGCUUGAUCACUAUGGAGAAAGUGGCCGAUUGGGAUGGUGAGACUGGGUUGGGACUGCCCACUGGAAAUAUGAACAAGUCGACGACGGGUCCUAAAAGCCAGGGACAUUUUGGAUUCCGGGAUCGGUAUUUUGCCUUCUCGAUUGUUGAGAAUGCGAGGAGGAAGAAGGAGUUGAAGGAGGCCUUUGCGAAGGGUGGGGCCGAGGGUGUUGCGGCUUGUAUGCGCGCUUUUGAGGAAAAGAAGAAGUUGGAACAGCAGAUGAAGGAGUUGCAGUUGCAGGAGCAAUCAUGA